AUGGGUGAAGCAGACAGAAUCGGGCCAAAUAUGAGCCCCAAACAAACCCUUGCCGACCGCGCCAACCGCGUGCGCAAGACCUUCUUCACCAAACAAGGCUUGAUUGGCAACUAUGACUACGGCUUUCUGUUCCGGCCCAACAUCCCUUUUCUCAAGAAACCUCGUCGUGCCAGUCCUUUCUUUGGCCUCAACGAUACCAUGCCUGUCAUUUUGGCCUUGUUGCUCGGUUUCCAACAUGCUUUGGCGAUGCUGGCUGGCGUCAUGACUCCUCCCAUUAUCCUGUCUGGUCAGGGUGGUGUCAAUCUUGACGCUGAUUAUCAGCAAUACCUCGUCUCGACCUCUUUGAUCGUUUGCGGUAUUCUCUCAUCAAUCCAGAUUACUCGCUUCCAUAUCUACAAGACACCAUAUUAUAUUGGAACUGGUCUGAUCUCUGUUGUCGGCACUUCAUUCGCGAUUAUCCCAGUCGCCCAAGGAGCGUUCAAUCAGAUGUAUAGCAACGGGUUCUGCCCCGUCGCCGAGGACGGCACCAAAUUACCCUGCCCAGACGCGUAUGGUGCUCUCAUCGGAACUUGUGCCAUCUGUGCCUUGACUGAAAUCCUCAUUUCCUUCAUGCCACCAAAAGCACUGCAGCGAAUCUUUCCUCCCAUCGUCACGGGUCCCACUGUCAUGCUCAUUGGGGUCCAUCUGAUCGAAUCCGGCUUCAAGAACUGGGCUGGCGGCAGCGGUCUCUGCGCCGAACUCCCCGAGGACGGCUUUUACAGACUCUGUCCCGAUAUCACUGCUCCUCACGCUCUCCCCUGGGGCAGCGCCGAGUACGUUGGCCUGGGCUUCCUGGUCUUCAUCACCAUCAUCAUCUGCGAACGAUUUGGCUCUCCCAUCAUGAAGUCCACUAGCGUCAUCAUCGGUCUUUUGACCGGCUGCAUUGUGGCUGCGGCAUGUGGAUACUUCGACGACGCCGGCAUUACCUCGGCUCCAGCUGUCUCUUUCGUCUGGGUCAAGACUUUCAAGCUCUCUCUAUACGGGCCUCUCGUCCUGCCCGUUAUGACCGUCUUCAUCAUCUGCGCCUGCGAAGCCAUCGGUGAUAUCACUGCUACUUGCGAUGUUUCCCGAUUGGACGUCGAGGGCAAGGAAUUCGAGUCUCGAAUCCAAGGUGGUGUUUUGGCUGACGGUCUCAAUGGCUGUUUCGCCGCAUUGAUGACGAUUACGCCCAUGUCGACUUUUGCCCAGAACAACGGUGUCAUUGCCUUAACUCGUUGCGCCAACCGACGAGCUGGAUAUUGCUGCUGCUUCUUCCUCAUUGUCAUGGGUCUCUUCGCCAAAUUCUCCGCGGCCCUGGUGGCUAUUCCCGCUCCAGUCCUCGGAGGUAUGACCACCUUCCUCUUCUGCGCUGUGGCUGUCAGUGGUAUGGCGAUCGUGGCCCGCGUCCCAUUCACCCGCCGCACACGAUUUAUCCUUACAGCCUCUCUCGCAGUUGGCUACGGCGCCACUUUGGUCCCCACCUGGUUCGAUCACGUAUUCACUUAUGACGGCGACAACCACUCUCUCCGCGGCUUCUACGACGCCAUUGCCUUGGUCAUGGAGACUGGCUUCGCCAUUACUGCCAUGGUCUCCAUGAUUUUGAACUUGGUUCUGCCUGAGGAGAUUGAGGAUACUCCUGAGGAAGGACUCCAGGGAGCUGAGGAACAACGAUCCGGAUCCGAGGCCCCUGACUCGAUCGAGGCUGUGUCAAAGGUCGAGAUGGAUAUUCCAACCAAGGAGGUUGUAUAA
Rhinocladiella mackenziei CBS 650.93 is the source of this 1767-nucleotide messenger RNA. RefSeq lists its product as uncharacterized. Gene Ontology annotation, biological process: transmembrane transport; xanthine transport. Bases 1 to 1767 code for a protein of 588 amino acids. The transcript has 3 exons. Lineage: Eukaryota; Fungi; Ascomycota; Eurotiomycetes; Chaetothyriales; Herpotrichiellaceae. The record is from RefSeq and is a predicted model, not a curated record. Gene Ontology annotation, molecular function: xanthine transmembrane transporter activity. Gene Ontology annotation, cellular component: fungal-type vacuole; membrane.